AGAGAACAUAGUGUAACAUGUGGCUUAGACACAUUUACUGCUGAUCCUUCCAAGCAGACAACUGUCAGCGUCAGUUACUUGUUGACAGAUAUUACAGACACUUUUGAAACAUUCACACUUAGCCUGUUGUCAUCACUGUUGGUUGAUGGGCCGAAUUCUCCUUUUUACAAAGCCUUAAUUGAGUCUGGUGUUGGUACAGAUUUUUCUCCAGAUGUUGGGUUUAAUGCCUCAACAAGAGAAGCUUAUUUCAGUGUGGGACUACAGGGUAUCGCUGAAGGAGACAUUGAUACUGUGAAACAGAUCAUUGCUACAACAGUUGAUGAAGUUAUUGUGAAAGGAUUUGAGGAAGAUAGGAUUGAAGCUCUACUUCACAAAAUUGAAAUCCAGUUGAAGCAUCAGUCUACAAGUUUUGGACUUGCCCUGACAUCUUAUAUAGCUUCAUGCUGGAAUCAAGAUGGAGAUCCAGUGGAGCUUCUGAAGAUUGCCGAUAAAGUCUCUCGGUUCAGGGAGUGCCUUAAAGAAAAUCCCAUGUUUCUUCAGGAAAAGGUUAAAACAUAUUUUAAGGAUAAUCCACACAGAUUGACUCUGACAAUGAGUCCAGAGGAAGACUACCAUGAUAAACAAGCAAAAAUGGAAGCAGAAAAGCUGGAAAAAAAGGUCAAUGCCCUUUCUGAAGAAGAAAAAACCCAAAUAUUUGAAAAAGGUUUGGAAUUAAUUGCUCUUCAAAGCAAACCUCAGGAUACCUCAUGUCUCCCAGCUUUAAAAGUGUCUGACAUCGAGCCCAAAAUCCCAUUCACUGUGCUGGAGACAACACUCACAGCUGAUGAAGUUCCUGUCCAGUACUGUGCACAGCCAACCAAUGGGGUGGUGUAUUUCCGGGCUGUUUCCAGCUUGAACACCCUUCCUGAGGAGCUCAAACCAUAUGUGCCACUCUUCUGCAAUGUCAUUACAAAAAUGGGAUGUGGAGCCCUCGAUUACAGGGAACAAGCCCAGAAAAUAGAACUAAAAACUGGCGGGAUGUCUGUUAGCCCACAUGUCAUUCCAGAUGAUUCACACCUGGAUGUGUAUGAACAGGGUGUGCUCUUUUCAUCUCUGUGCUUGGAUAGAAAUCUGCCAGACAUGAUGCAUUUGUGGAGCGAAAUAUUUAACAACCCAAAAUUUGAGGAGGAGGAACAUUUCAGAGUGCUGGUUAAGAAGACUGCCCAGGAGCUGUCGAACGGCAUUCCGGAUUGUGGGCAUUUAUAUGCCUCUAUUAGAGCCAGCAAAAACCUUACGCCUUCCGGAGAGCUGCAGGAAAUGUUCAGUGGGAUGGAUCAGGUGAAGUUGAUGAAGAGAAUAGCAGAAAUGUCUGAUAUUAAACCAAUACUACGCAAGCUACCACGCAUUAGGAAGUAUUUAUUAAAUAGUGACAACAUCAGAUGUUCAGUGAAUGCAGCACCUCAGCAAGUAUCAGAAGCAUCUAAAGAAGUAGAGAAAUUUAUAAAGGGCAUAGCUAGAAGUAAAAAAGAGAGAAAACCUGUUCGUCCCCAUGUGAUUGAGAAAUCUUCAGAAGUGAAACCUGUGGGAAAUGAAAUGGUCACUGGUUUGCAGAUCACAAGGAAACUAGUUAAUGAUCCUACUUUCAAACCAUGUCAGAUGAAGACCCAUUUUGUACUUCCCUUCCCAGUGAACUAUAUUGGGGAAUGGAACAGUUUCACAGCUGCAGACUAUGCAAGCCUUCGAAUUCUUGCACAGGUGAUGACAGCUAAAUUCCUACACAGAGAAAUCAGAGAGAAAGGAGGGGCUUAUGGUGGAGGUGCUAAACUUAGCCACAAUGGCAUAUUCACUUUCUACUCCUACAGAGAUCCAAAUUCAUUAGCCACCUUAAAGACAUUUGAAAAAGCAGUUGAAUGGGCCAAAUCUGGAGAAUUCACACAACAAGAUAUCGAUGAAGCUAAACUAGCAGUUUUUGCUGCUGUGGAUGCACCAAUAGCUCCUUCAGAUAAAGGAAUGGAUCACUUCUUGUAUGGGAUUUCAGAUGAAAUGAAGCAAUUGCACAGAGAACAACUUUUUGCUGUCAGCAGUGACAACCUGGUUGAUGUAUCAAACAGGUAUCUUGCAGCUGGGAAGAGCACUCGGGGUCAAGCUGUACUUGGCCCAGAAAAUGCAGAUAUCACCAAAGAUCCCUCCUGGGUCAAACGAUGACUUGCUGCUGCACAUCCAUGCUGACAUAAAUCUGUGUAAUUACAUCACUAGGAGUUUUUUUAGUAACUUUUAACAGUGCUGUGGUCCAGCUGAAGCAUUGCUGUUCUUAACAGUGUCCAGCAAAUCAGUUAAAAGCUUUCCUUCUUGAAGUAACAAUGUGAAAAAUUCUCUACCCCGACAGUAUUUGACAGGAAUCACAUGCUCUGCA
Molecule: messenger RNA, 2392 nt
Organism: Acanthisitta chloris (rifleman)
Lineage: Eukaryota; Metazoa; Chordata; Aves; Passeriformes; Acanthisittidae
Gene: PITRM1
Product: pitrilysin metallopeptidase 1
Biological process (GO): protein processing
Cellular component (GO): mitochondrial matrix
Molecular function (GO): metal ion binding
Source: RefSeq, a predicted model, not a curated record